Sabethes cyaneus is the source of this 2525-nucleotide messenger RNA. RefSeq names its product exocyst complex component 3 (gene Sec6). Gene Ontology annotation, molecular function: SNARE binding. Bases 51 to 2264 code for a protein of 737 amino acids. The record is from RefSeq and is a predicted model, not a curated record. Gene Ontology annotation, biological process: exocyst localization; exocytosis. The transcript has 3 exons. NCBI's taxonomy places the organism in Eukaryota, Metazoa, Arthropoda, Insecta, Diptera, Culicidae. Gene Ontology annotation, cellular component: exocyst.
UCCAGAAAAGAUUAUUCUCAAUUGCAUAUUCUCCAAUUACAUUCAUCAACAUGGAUUUAAAGCAAAUUGACGAGGAAGCUCGACUGGCGGCUAUUAAAGAAAUUAAAAAUAUGUUUCAGAGGCCUGGACAGCUGGAAAAAGUCGAUCAGUAUCGGCACCGAGUGUAUCGUAAAAAAGUGUCGAUAGAUGCAAUGUUGAAAACAUGCAUGCAAAAUCAAACCGACGACGUAAAAAUUGGAGUCAAAAAGCUACAAUCUGCGCUGGAAGGUAUUGGUGAGGUAGACCAGCAAGCGAAGGAAGCGAUUUCGGAGCUUACCGACGUUCCCUCGAUAUACGACGCACUAGAAGCUGUCCGAGACGAGAAUGCAAAGCACUCGCAGUACAUGACCGCUAUGGAAAACUUGAAACACAUAUUUACUGUUCAGUCGAGCGUGGCAAAAACAAUGCAGUGGAUCGAGGAAGAUAAGCUACUACACGCGCAUCAAUGUCUUUCAGAUUUGGAAAAUUCACGAGAUGAUUUGCUCUUUGAAUUGCACAAACUUCCAAAACAGAAUGCUCACGAUAAAAUUACACUAAAACGGUACUUUGAAAAGGUGGAAACGGUUUCUGCCACUCUGGAGAAGAAAAUUCGGCUGAUUCUGCAGCGAACGCUUAACACAGUUCGGAAGGAACCAACCGUCAUUGUUACUGCGCUAAGAAUUAUCGAGAGGGAAGAAAAGUCGGAUGCUUUCGCCUUGCAACAGCAGAAGCAAACCGGUUUCAUUCCACCCGGGCGCCCGAAAGAGUGGCGUAAGAAGGCGCUGGAAGUGCUCAAUGAAUCGGUUAUCCAGAGGAUUGAAGGCUCAAAGUUGGAGGAACGGUCUGAUAAUAAGUUGUGGUUGGUGCGCGAUUUGGAAUUAACCAGACAGUUUAUCCUGGAAGACUUACGUGUCGUUAAGUCGUUGUGCGUUCCCUGCUUUCCACCGCAUUAUAAUAUCUUGAAGGAGUAUGUGAAUAUGUACCAUAGUGCGUUAUCGAAAUAUCUUGAAGAACUGAUCCAAAUGGGUUUAGAAGGCAACGAGUAUGUGACAAUAUUAUCAUGGAUAAUGAACACGUAUCCUGGAAGGGAACUGAUGCAACAUCCGGAUCUUCAGAUUGACCUUUCUGGUGUCGGUCCGUUAGUAAGCGUUCAGGUUCUUAAAGGGAUGGAAACAGCCUAUCUUAAAACCAUGGAACGAAACUAUCAAGAUUGGAUGACCAAAACAUUGGAAACAGAAAAAACUGACUGGAUUAACGGUGUUCCAGCGGAUACCGCCGACCAAUAUUACCACACGUCAGCUCCUGUGAUUAUUUUCCAAAUGAUUGAUCAGAAUCUUCAGGUCACGAACACGAUUCAUUCCGAUUUGACGUUCAAUGCUCUAAUUUUGAGCAUUCAACAAGUGAUCAAAUAUGGUCACAACUAUCGCGGCGCAAUAAUCGAGUACAAGGAACGGCAUUUCCGAGAUCGAAGUUUAGCACCCUUUUUCACACAGCAUAUUAUCACGAUUGUGAAUAAUUGUGCGCAGAUAAUGGAACUUGCGCAGCAGAUGAAGCAACUUUAUUGGCCGAAAUCAAAACCUCAACAUUAUGAAGAGUUUGGUCGUCUUCUAAUGACUUAUCAAACCUUGAGGGAUGAGGCUGGUAGAUUUCUCCUGGAAGAGGCUUUCCUAGAUCUUGAAGUUCAUUUUAAUGAUUUGUUCACUGCCAAAUGGGUCAGUUCGACAGUUUCCGUCGACACAAUAUGUGUGACGUUGGAGGAUUACUUUCAGGACUACAACCAUCUUCGAUCAACAAAUUUUGAGUACGUAAUAAUUGAAGCUCAGCGAUUGGUCGCCAAACGAUAUAUUAAAGCGAUGCUUUCCAAGCGGUUAAGCAAAACACGCCAAGAGUGUGACGUGUUAGCGAAAAAAGUGAACAAGGAAACCAAGCAGAUUAAAAUUUUCUUCGAAAAAGUGGCGCCGAAUGUAUCGAAAAAUGAUUCUCCAAUAGACGUCAUUUCGAAUUUGGCAGCUUUGCUCACGUGCGACUCAGAAAUGUUGGUGCUCGAUUUGCACACGCUGCUAUCCAGUUAUCCUUCACUAACGGAGGAUCACCUGGUUCGUUUGUUCUAUUUGCGAAAUGACUUCAAGGCCAGCGAGGUAAAGGAAAAGAUACACGAUGCGGUUGUAUCGAAGAAAACUACCGUCAGUCACGAUAAACAGGAUAGCAUCUUCAAGGAAAUUGUAUUCUCUGACAAAUUGUGGUAAGGUAAAGAUAGUCAGCAAUUAGCAUUGUUCCUAACAAAUGGAUGUACGAAGCCUUAUUGUGAACUAAAAUCGAUAGAUGAAGUUUUCCCAUACGCUUGUUUCGAAAUCAAUUCAAGUUGAAAAUUAUACCUUUUAUGCGAAAUUUACGAGAGAAUCGAAAGCGUCUGUUACAAGACAAUAUUUAAAAGUUAUUGUAGCCAAUUGGGGCACACGACUCAUAUGUCAUACAGAUGUAAUCCUAUAUCCUAUAAUGAUAUUAGA